This is a messenger RNA of Guillardia theta CCMP2712, 1026 nucleotides long. RefSeq lists its product as hypothetical. Lineage: Eukaryota; Cryptophyceae; Pyrenomonadales; Geminigeraceae. Bases 1 to 1026 code for a protein of 341 amino acids. The transcript has 2 exons. The record is from RefSeq and is a predicted model, not a curated record.
AUGACUAAGAUUCUACUCCUGUUGGCCGCUGCUUUCAUACUGAGCUCUGCUACCUCUUCCAAUGACCAUGUCGACGACGGUCGGGAUGGGGGAAGCAAGGACGACGAUCAUCUUCCUCCAUCGGCCUCCCUCUUACAAACCUUAAAGGUCCGCGCUCGGCCGUCAGCCUUCUGUCCUGGUCCCAAGGACCCCAACGUGAAGUGCUGCUCCCUCCAGCGCCAGGUGUUGUGCGUUGCUCGCCUGGACUCGCGGAGCCUUCAACUGAGGAAGACCUUCAUCUUCAAGCACCAGGGGACAAGUUCUCCCCUCACCCCCGACGCUCAGACCUACGUCGAGGACGUGCUCCGGUCUCUCCUCGUCGUAUCUGCGUCUGGUCUGCUGACGAGGAAGUUCUUGUUCGUCGUGAAGAGGCUCAUCCUCAGAAUCUUCGGCGACGUGUCUGCAGAUGCCGUGAUGAGAAACCUCGCCGACUUUUCCAUCGAGCUCAUCCCGAUGCCGUGGAACGAGUUUGGAGGAUGGCCGUGGUUCAAACGAGCUGUCCUUGGGGUCGAUGAGGAAGAGAGCGGGCUAUGGGCGUUCCUACGAUCCAUCACUUUGGGGGUAGAGGAGGAUGCCGUGAUCUGGCCAUGGAGGACUCUGAGGAGGAAUCUCUUGGGGAUUGACAGUGACCUGGAUUGCCAGCUGCUGUCGAUAGGGGUCAGUGUGGUGAAGGAGGGAGAGCACGAGCCGGAGGCUGCUGCGCCCCCGCAGGAGGGCUGGGGCAACGCUGUUCGCUACUUCGCGGAUUUCGUCAUCGAGACCCAGUGCUCUGUGCUGUCCUGGACGUGGCUCAAACGGAUCCUCUUUGGUUUCGACGAGGAGGAGGGGACUGGCCUCUGGAGGCUGACAAAGAUGUUUGUGUUCGGCGUCCCAGACCAUGUCAAAGGCAUCUAUACUUUGCAGCUUCACGAUCAGUAUCCGGUCAUUGUCGACCGAUCUGCGACCUGGUCACAGCUGCAGUUUCUUUUCCUCGGGAUCAAGACUUGA